CAUAACAUCUCCAUCACUGACUCCCACGACACUGCCGCUGUUCAACAUUAAGAUUGCUGUUGUUGUUGUUGCUGCUGUCGUGAGCAACGUGAGAAAUGAAGAUGUUAGUGUGUUUGGCCGGGCUGUUGGUGUCCUCUCUCGCACAAGAUACUGUCGAUCUCUCACAAGAACCAGUUGAGAUCAUCGGUGGUGUUCAUACAGUGUUGAGCAACAUCGCUGGAAGACACGUCACGUCCGCUGCUCAUAGAGAUGGUCGACCUGUGUAUGGUCGUCGACCUCACUCCAGAGAGCGACCAGUGUACGGGUACCUGGGGUCCUCUCAGAGCUGCACUUACUGGUGCACGACGCCACAGAACAAGUUUUACUGCUGCUACUCUGCCAUCAAUCCCACCACUACUCACAAACCCGUUCGCAGUGGAUGUUGUCCCGCGGUGCAGGCGCAGUGUUCCAGGGUGGAGGUGCUGCGCUCACCGCUGCCGUGUAUCAAUGACAACUCCUGCAGUAACUUGAACCAUAAGUGUUGUUUCAACGGUUGCCUCAAGAAACACGUGUGCCAGACUUCCAAGCCCUGUAAUGGCUGACCACCUCAACUUUGCCUUCUCGAAGAAAAAUAACAGUUCACUCACAGGCUCUAACUAGCAAAUUUACACGACUGCAAUAGACUAGCUUGAUUCUGUUUUGAAUAACACUACCUAGUUACGGUUCAUUUGAGUGAUCAAUGGUAAAAUCCAUGGAGUAAAAAUUGAUGCCGUGGGCAAAGAAGAUGAAUCUGCCAUAAUGGCAGUUGUGGUUUGCCUAGGUGGUAUUUUCAGUCAGGGGUGUAGUUGUUUAUUUUUCUGAAGAUUUCAGACCAUAAGGUGCCUUCUGCUGUGUAAUACUAGUGCAAAAUGUAUUGGCAGAUUCUCCCAGCUUUUCCUUACUGUGGUACUUAAUAGAAGGUAACAAAACAAGCAAGAUGUUUAUACUAGGAGAACAAUAAUG
Molecule: messenger RNA, 981 nt
Organism: Cherax quadricarinatus
Lineage: Eukaryota; Metazoa; Arthropoda; Malacostraca; Decapoda; Parastacidae
Source: RefSeq, a predicted model, not a curated record